CAACGGCAUCGCAUCGCUUCCAAGCCAAGCAACAAAUAUAAGUAGCAAAAAUUUUCUAAUCAAACAAACAAAAUAUCGCUCUUGCUUACUCUCUCUCUCUCUCUCUCUCUCUCUCUCUCUUUCUUCUUCAUGACUGUGUUUUGAGGAAUUGACGAGAAGUAGCAAUGUCAUCAAAGCACAGAUCGAAACCGAAAAGAUUAGAUUCAAGCAAUUCUAAAGCUGUUAAUUCGCCAUCUUCUUCAACGACGUCGUCUUCUAAGCAGUUUCUGGAGACAUCUAUUGAUGGUCUGAGCUCUCCCGCCUCUUCAUCCGUUCGAAGCAAGCCUCAGUAUUUCUACACUGAGAACUUGUCUUACAAAGAAAAUGUUACAGUCACUGUUCGGUUCCGGCCGCUUAGUCCCAGGGAGAUUCGUCAAGGCGAGGAGAUUGCGUGGUAUGCGGAUGGGGAAACUAUUGUGCAGAACGAACAUAAUCCAUCGAUAGCGUAUGCGUAUGAUCGGGUAUUUGGCCCUACGACCACCACACGCCAUGUCUAUGAUGUCGCUGCUCAGCAUGUUGUCAGUGGUGCAAUGGAAGGCAUCAAUGGCACCAUCUUUGCAUAUGGCGUGACAAGCAGUGGGAAGACUCACACAAUGCAUGGUGAUCAGAGGUCCCCUGGAAUUAUACCAUUGGCAGUAAAGGAUGCUUUUAGUAUUAUUCAAGAGACUCCAAAUCGAGAAUUUCUUCUUCGAGUUUCAUACUUGGAGAUCUAUAAUGAGGUUGUUAAUGAUUUGUUAAAUCCAGCGGGGCAAAAUUUAAGAAUUAGAGAGGAUUCUCAGGGAACCUUUGUUGAAGGUAUAAAGGAAGAAGUUGUAUUAUCUCCUGCUCAUGCUCUUUCCCUUAUAGCAGCUGGAGAAGAGCACAGACAUGUUGGGUCAACAAACUUCAAUUUACUGAGCAGUCGGAGUCAUACAAUAUUUACUCUGACGAUAGAGAGCAGCCCAUGUGGUGAAAAUAGUGCCGGGGAAGCUGUAAAUCUGUCCCAACUGCACCUCAUCGAUCUGGCAGGUUCGGAGAGCUCAAAGGCCGAAACUGUUGGUGUGAGGCGGAAAGAGGGAUCUUAUAUUAAUAAAAGCCUGCUAACUCUUGGAACUGUUAUUUCAAAGUUAACAGAUGGGAGGGCCACUCACAUACCAUACAGGGAUUCUAAAUUAACCCGGCUUCUACAAUCUUCGUUAAGUGGUCAUGGCCGUGUAUCUCUCAUUUGCACGGUCACUCCUUCAUCAAGUAGUUCAGAAGAAACACAUAAUACGUUGAAAUUUGCACACCGUGCAAAGCAUAUUGAAAUUCAAGCAUCUCAAAACAAGAUUAUUGAUGAGAAAUCACUCAUCAAGAAAUACCAACAUGAGAUACGGAGUUUAAAGGAAGAGUUAGAACAGUUGAAGAGGGGUAUUGAAACAGUUCCUCAACUCAAAGAUAUUGGGGGAGACGAUAUUGUACUCCUAAAGCAGAAGCUAGAAGAUGGUCAAGUCAAGCUGCAAUCUAGAUUGGAGCAAGAGGAAGAAGCGAAAGCUGCUUUAUUGAGCCGAAUACAACGAUUGACCAAAUUAAUUUUGGUCUCAAAACCUUCACAAUCGACAAGAUUUCCCCACCGCCCUGGUCCAAGGAGGAGACAUUCUUUUGGAGAAGAAGAGCUUGCAUACCUACCACACCGAAGGCGAGACUUGGUCUUGGAUGAUGAAAACAUUGAUUUGUUUGCUUCUCUAGAAGGAAAUUCUGAAACUGCAGAUUAUACAAUUAAGGAGGAGAAAAAGACCCGGAAGCAUGGAUUGCUAAACUGGUUAAAGCUACGGAAACGAGAUAGUAGCUUGGGGCCAUUGACUAGCACCAGUGAAAAAUCAAGUGGAAUUAAGUCUAAUAGUACACCUUCAACUCCUCAAGCUGGGAACACUAAUUUUCAUGCAGAAUCCAGGCUUUCUCAAUCUCCACUUACAGAAACCUCUCCAUCUGCGGAUGUACUCUCUGAGUUUAGACAGGACAGAGAAGUUCCUGAGGAUAGUUUCCUUGGACAAGAGACACCUUUGACUAGUAUCAAAACAAUUGAUCAGAUUGAUCUUCUGAGGGAACAGCAGAAGAUUUUGUCCGGAGAAGUGGCACUUCAUUCAAGUGCCUUGAAGCGAUUGUCUGAGGAGGCUGCUAAAAAUCCCCAAAAGGAACAACUUCAGGUGGAGAUUAAGAAGUUGAAAGACGAAAUCAAGGGUAAGAACGAACAAAUUUCUCUGCUCGAAAAGCAAAUUGCUGAUUCCAUCAUGGCUUCACACAACACGAUGGAUAACGCUGAAGUAUCUCAAUCUAUUGCCGAGCUGGUGGCUCAAUUAAAUGAGAAGUCCUUUGAACUUGAGGUCAAAGCUGCCGAUAAUCGUAUAAUUCAAGAGCAGCUCAAUCAAAAGAUCUGUGAUUGCGAAGGAUUACAGGAAACGAUAUACUCCUUAAAGCAGCAGCUCAACGAUGCACUAGAGCUUAGAAAUUUCAGUCCUGUAGCCAGUUAUUCACAACGAUUCACUGAAAGUUUCCAGGAGGAACAGGCCCAAAUCGACAAAGACAUUGCUGUCUUGAAAGACACAAAUGAAGACUUGCUUUCACGAGCACAGGCAACUGAGAUUGAAGAAUUAAAGCAGAAAGUUGUGGAACUAACAGAAUCAAAAGAACAGCUAGAACAUCGAAACCAGAAAUUAGCAGAGGAGAGUUCAUAUGCCAAAGGACUAGCCUCCGCUGCAGCGGUUGAACUCAAGGCAUUGUCCGAAGAAGUUGCCAAGCUUAUGAACCAUAAUGAGAGACUAGCCACUGAGCUGGCAGCAGCAAAGAGUUCCCCGACCCAGCGUAGAACAAGUACAGGGCGAAAUGGCCGCAGAGACAGCGGUCAGUUCAAGCGACACGAUCAAGCUGCAUCACUGGAUCUCAAGAGAGAACUAGCACUAAGUCGAGAGCGAGAGCUUUCAUACGAAGCUGCCCUUAUGGAGAAGGAUCAACGAGAGACUGAGCUUCAAAGGAAGGUUGAAGAAUCCAAGAAACGAGAAGCUUAUCUGGAAAACGAACUCGCUAACAUGUGGGUUCUUGUGGCGAGAUUGAAAAAAUCCCAUGGAGCCGAUACUACCGAUGUUUCUGAAUCGACAACAGAAACUCAAGCGAGUAGAUAGUUUUGGGAUUUGAAAUGAUCAAAAUGGUUUGGUGAUUGGGUUUGAGAGUUAGCAAAGUGUGUAGAAAAUUGUGGUGUUGUGUAUUCUAAAUGUGGUUCUCUUCUUAUCCUUUUCUUAUUGUUGAUUCUUCAAAUUUGUUCUACCAAUUGGGCUUUCAAUUUUU
Molecule: messenger RNA, 3339 nt
Organism: Pistacia vera
Lineage: Eukaryota; Viridiplantae; Streptophyta; Magnoliopsida; Sapindales; Anacardiaceae
Product: kinesin-like protein KIN-7K, chloroplastic
Exons: 24
Coding region: 165-3176 (1003 amino acids)
Biological process (GO): microtubule-based movement
Molecular function (GO): microtubule motor activity; ATP binding; microtubule binding
Source: RefSeq, a predicted model, not a curated record